This is a messenger RNA of Mesorhabditis belari, 801 nucleotides long. Lineage: Eukaryota; Metazoa; Nematoda; Chromadorea; Rhabditida; Rhabditidae. The record is from the annotation of a GenBank genome assembly.
AUGGCUGAGAAGGUACAUGCUCCCUCCUUUUCGGGCAACAAUAUCGAUACGGUGUCAGCAAGGCAACGGUUUGGAGCAGAUACGGGUAAAUCUAAAGGUUUUGGAAUGUGGGGAGGCUUUGCAGGGCCAGUCAAGUUGAACAACAACGUCGAUCAAGGGGUCAACAAGCCUACCAACAAGGGCUUUGACAAUUUCUCGACUGAUCGGUUUAGAAGUGGUUUCGAGGGCACGGGUUUUGGUGGCAAAGCUACUGAAAAGUCUGAAAGCCAAUCCACGAAUGCCGCCUUCGGGCCUGCAUUGAUUUGGAAAAAUGAACCUGAAUUCGGCACCAUGGGCAAUAAACAAGAAGAUGCCGUGCAAAAGGAACCAAGUAAGGCAUUUGACAACGUAUCGGUGCCAUCAAAGAGCAUGAAUUCUUUCCCCGGAAGCAGUUUUGGUUCGAUAAAUGCCGGCUUUGGAACGCUUCCAAAUGCACUGAAAACGGAACAUCCAGUCGCUCGCAAUAAUGGCCAACAAUUUGGUGCCCCUCGUCCAGGUUUCGACAUUCCGACUAAUAAAACGAGCUUGAUCGGUUUUGGUUCUGGUGGAAAUGGAAGUACAACUGGAUUUGGAACGGCAAACACGGGAGGCGUGUCAGGCACUCAAUCAAAUCGACAUGAGGCACAACAGCAAAAAGCUGGCUCAGAUGAUGGACUCGCUGGCUCAACAAAAGGAUCUCAUAACCAGAAGCAAUGCCACCUCAGCUAUUGGAUUUGGAUCUGCUACUUUUGGAACGUUUGCAUUGAAUCGGCAAUCCCAGCC